Molecule: messenger RNA, 1839 nt
Organism: Zophobas morio
Lineage: Eukaryota; Metazoa; Arthropoda; Insecta; Coleoptera; Tenebrionidae
Product: glycerol kinase-like
Exons: 15
Coding region: 53-1591 (512 amino acids)
Biological process (GO): phosphorylation; glycerol-3-phosphate biosynthetic process; glycerol metabolic process
Cellular component (GO): mitochondrion
Molecular function (GO): glycerol kinase activity
Source: RefSeq, a predicted model, not a curated record
AACUUUUUUGAUAGUAGCAAAGUUAACAUCAUAAACCAAGUAACAUCAGAGCAUGUCUCAGACAAUCUACAAACCUGUAAAUUUCCUUGGUGCUUUGGAUGUAGGGACUUCCAGCGUGCGUUUUAUGGUUUUUCAGUCCAAUACUUCAAAUUGUGUAGCUUCAGCUCAACUUGAAAAUCCCUUACUUUUUCCAAAACCUGGCUGGGUAGAGCAAGAACCUAUGGGCUUCUUAUCUAGGAUAGAUCUUUGCAUUCAAAAGACAAUUAGGGACUUUCUGAAAAAAGGAUACCAACUCUCACAAAUUAAAGGCGUUGGGUUAUCUACCCAGCGAGAAACUGUUGUAGUAUGGGACAAUCAAACCGGUCUUCCUCUCUAUAACGCUGUGGUUUGGGGCGAUAAUAGGACACAAUCUCUCGUUGAUAAAUAUAAGAAAAAACUUACUGUUUGUGAUUUCAACGAUUUUAACUUCGAGUGCGGUUUGCCCAUUUCCACCUAUUUCAGCGCUUUAAAAAUACGCUGGAUUUUUGACAACGUUUCUGGUCUUGAAGAAAAAAUCAAAGAAGGUUUUGUGAGCUGCGGAACUCUUGAUAGCUGGCUUCUGUACAAAUACUCCGGAAACCAUGUAACGGACGUUUCGAAUGCUUCGCGCACGAUGCUUAUGAAUCUGCACACUUGUCGUUGGAGCAGCCGUCUUCUGUCUUUCUUCGGAAUUCCUGUUGCAACUUUACCCGAAAUUAGAUCCUCUUCGGAAGUUUAUGGCUAUUUUCAACAUGGCGUUCUUAAGGGGAUCCCCUUUGCCUCCUGUUUGGGCGACCAGUCCGCUUCGCUGCUAGGCCAAGGCUGUCGAGAGGCUGGGCAGUGUGGGGCUACUUUUGGUACGGGAUGUUUCCUUUUACAGAAUACAGGACUUUCUCCUAACUAUUCUCGCACCGGGUUGUUGACCACUGUCGCUUAUAAACUCGGAAAGAGUCAAUCCGUUGUCUAUGCACUAGAGGGUUACAUCCCAACAGCUGGUGCGGCCAUCCGUUGGCUCCGCGACGACCUGGGUAUUGUUAACGAUCUCGAGGAAGUGGAAGAACUUGCUACAAAAGUGGACGAUUCCGGAGGUGUAUGUUUCGUGCCCGCCUUCAGUGGCCUCCAUGCGCCCUAUUGGAAGGCAGACACUCGCGGGGUUAUUGCUGGCCUGACGCAGCACUCCCACGAAGGUCCCAUUGUUCGCGCCUGUUUGGAGGCCAUCUGCUUGCAAACACGUGACACCAUCGCGGCCAUCUCUCAAGACUCAGAAAAGCCAGUCGCUACGUUGGUAGUCACUGGCGGAUUGUGCGCCAUAUCCAUAUUUGCGCAGACUUUGGCGGAUAUUUUGCAGUGCAAGGGAUUGUUGCCGUCUAUGAGAGAAAGCAGUGCUCUCGGAGCUGCUGCUGCUGCCGGCUUUUGCUUGGGUCUGUGGAACUUUGAAGAUAUCCACCGCGUUGAUUAUUGCGAAGGCAAUACUUUUCAACCAAGCAAAAAGUGUGAUUACGUGGAGAAGCUUUGCGCCACGUGGCAAAAGGGCAUUUCUUGCUCCUCUGGAUGGGCCAGCAAGAAUCCUUGAUACUCGAUUCCGAAGAAUCUAUUCAAUAAAAAUAAAAUUUGAUCACGACCUUAACCGCUUCUCAAACCAAUAAAAGCGCUGUAUAUUGUCAUGUAAAUAAAAAGGCUAUACACUUUCUAGUUCUAAAGACGUAACGGCGUCUAACAGGCUUUUGGGCCGUACUUUUCUCGCUUCCAAAAUCUCUAAAUAUUUUUCUUUGCUUCGCUCAUUCGAUAAGCUUGUAAGCAUCGAAGCCUCGAGAGCAGGCG